AUCACCCCACCACCGUUCUCUUUCCAUAAUUUCUUACAGCCGUCUGAGAUUCAUCGCAACACCCAUCUGUGAGUGUCUCUAUCCUCCACCGACACCCUUCGCUUCCUUCUUUUCUCUUUGAUUUCUUCAAUCCUGGGGAACCCAAAGUUUGAAGAACACAGAAUCAUGAAGGUCCAAGCAACCCCAGCUUGAAAGAUUAUUCGUUUCCCUUUUUUGUUUUGAUCUUCAUUGACCCAGAUGUAUGCUAUCAAGGACAAGCUCUCCGAGAGGUUCUCCAGCCUCUUCUCUAAUCUCACUACCUCGGGAUCCCCUAAACCACCGGCGCCUGAUUCUCAUACUCAGGCCAGGCCAAAGUCGAAAGGAAGAAAAUCACUGUCUUCAUAUUUAUCCUUAGUAAUCCCGUCCAUACGUGGAUCUAAAUCAACCGAUUCUCACCAAGACACCAAUGAAGUUCAGUCUCCCUCGGUUCGGUUUUGCGAUGCAAACAUUGAUUUCCAGGAGGAAGGCCCAGAUACCCGUUUAGAAUGUACUAUACGAUGCAAGGCGGAAGAAAUAUAUAGUAAGCGCGAUGAUGACCCGGCAUUUGGAAGGAGCACGUGUAGUUCGAAAGUAUUUGAAGAAGCUAUGGAGCAGCCCACUCCAAGGAAUCCGAUAUCAGACCUCACAGAUACAUCCGCUUUUAUCUCUGCCGACUUGUAUGAAUUCCUGGGAUGUUGUCUACCCAACAUUGUGAAAGGGUGCAAAUGGAUCUUACUGUACAGUACAACGAAGCAUGGUAUAUCGCUUCAAACUCUUAUUCGCAAUAGCCACAAUCUUUCUGGCCCUUGUUUACUGAUUGUCGGAGAUACACGAGGCGCCAUAUUUGGUGGUCUUCUAGAAUGCCCUUUGAAGCCUACGCCCAAACGAAAAUAUCAAGGAACCAACCAAACAUUUGUUUUCACAACCAAAUAUGGCGAUCCAAGGCUCUUUAGAGCAACUGGAGCUAACCCCUACUAUUAUAUUUGCUUGAAUGAUUUACUAGCAAUCGGAGGCGGUGGUAGCUUUGCCUUGCGUUUGGACGAUGACUUAUUAAAUGGAAGUAGUGGACCAUGUGACACAUUUGAUAGCUUAUGCUUGGCGCACGACCCAGAGUUCGAGCUGAAAAAUGUCGAGUUGUGGGGUUUCGCUCAUGCAUCGAGAUACUUAACCUGAAGAUGUUUUACGGUUCUUUUUAUAGUUUGUGCUCGUAUUUAAUUACUUGUGAUUAUAUUCUUCAUUUUUCCUUUUGUUCUUUCAACAAUUUUAUUGAAUAUUGAAUUAAAAACUAUCUAUCUCUUAAAGAAGUCUUUUAACUUUCUUUCUUUGUGUAAUAUCAUUCAUUGCUUCAUCAGAUCAACAAUUAUUGUCUCUUGUUGAGUGUUCAUCGAACUAAUGUUUAUUGGGUUUUGAUGCCCUCUUCUGAUGUAAACUCUAGAUUGUUAAUGAAAGUACACGGUAUGAAUUCUAACUUUUCAUGGGGUUCUCCGUCAUCCAAGCCACUACAAAUCGAAUGAAACCCGGUGAAAAAAUGAAGCUUGUUGUAAUGGAAUAGUUCAUCGUCAAAAGAAGAACAAUGGGUUGUACAAGGGAAGUAUCCGGGUUCCCUUGACGAGGCAGACAAAGUGCAGGUAUGCAUCCGAUGAUCCGGUUCAACUUGCUAGCCUUAGCAUCCGUCUUUACCGAGUGAAAGAAGUUUCAAGAGAGAAGCCUAGAAAGGUUAAACAAUUCCAGAAAUGGAGGAGUGAAGCGGACUGAUAGUUUACGAGGUUCAAGAGCGAAGCUGCUUUACUGAGUUCACUACUUUACCACUCGCCAAUAGCAGAUAGACAGGUAAGAGCUCUCUCUGUUCUUGAUCGUAUCGAACUAAUAUCUGCUGUUUUCUUUUUUUUGGUACUCUUGUUUGCAUACUGAUAGAAAUCGUCCCCCUCCCCCUCAAUAACGUGCUUUUCAAAACGGGAUUCUCUCAUUAGUUUGAAAGCCUUAUCAGCUCAUUUAGGUCAUUGAUACGAUUUUCGGAUGCCUUGAAUUACUUUUGCCUAAAGUACCGACGUCGUUAUCUGGAAGGACGACGACGAUGGAGGGAGGGGAGCAAUAGAACAAGAAUAUGUAGAACUUACUAAACCAAAUGCUGACAUGAUAGGGGCAUUUAAAAAGUGAGACAGCCUUUGUAGGCGCUCUGUUCGGGUUCUAAUCUUCAUUAUGGAAACGAGCACACGAGCACGUGAUCGAAGAACUCGGGUACCGAUCGUAAAAAGACUUGAGUUUUGAAUAGCAGAAAAUGGAUCCAUUCAAAGCUUGGAAUAUGUUUCAUCUUUAGUAAAGGCUAGAAAUGUACGUUAAGAUCUAUGGAUUGGAACAAUAUCUCUGAACUGCAAAACAGCAUAAGGUUCAAAACAUGGAGGAAUUUGAGUUA
Cucurbita maxima (winter squash) is the source of this 2431-nucleotide messenger RNA. Its product is annotated as TLD domain-containing protein 2-like. NCBI's taxonomy places the organism in Eukaryota, Viridiplantae, Streptophyta, Magnoliopsida, Cucurbitales, Cucurbitaceae. The transcript has 8 exons. Bases 238 to 1191 code for a protein of 317 amino acids. The record is from RefSeq and is a predicted model, not a curated record.